This is a messenger RNA of Lacerta agilis (Sand lizard), 3937 nucleotides long. It is a transcript of the gene ARHGAP39, whose product is annotated as Rho GTPase activating protein 39. The transcript has 11 exons. The record is from RefSeq and is a predicted model, not a curated record. Bases 154 to 3456 code for a protein of 1100 amino acids. Lineage: Eukaryota; Metazoa; Chordata; Lepidosauria; Squamata; Lacertidae. Gene Ontology annotation, cellular component: cytoskeleton; cytoplasm. Gene Ontology annotation, molecular function: GTPase activator activity; protein binding. Gene Ontology annotation, biological process: signal transduction.
CCGUCGCUCCGUCGCUCGCUCCGUCAGCGGCCAGGAGGAGGAGGCGGCGGCGGGCGAGGAGCCGCAGCGCUGCCGGGGCCAUGGGCUGCCGGGCGGGGGCCGCCGCCGCCCCUCGCCGCGCCCGGUGACGACCCCGCCGGCUCGGGGGAGAAGAUGGCGGAGAGGCUGGAAUGGGUGGAAAUCAUAGAGCCUCGGACGCGGGAGCGCAUGUACGCCAACCUGAUCACGGGGGAGUGCGUCUGGGACCCCCCCGCCGGCGUCCGCAUCAAGCGCACCAACGAGAACCAGUGGUGGGAGCUCUUUGACCCCAACACCUCACGCUUCUACUACUACAAUGCCUCCACCCAGCGGACCGUGUGGCACCGGCCCCAGAACUGCGACAUCAUCCCCCUGGCCAAGCUCCAGACCUUGAAGCAGAACACCGAGUCCCCCCGGGCAUCCACCGAGAACAGCCCCGGGCGCAGCAGCAAUGUCAGCCGCGAGGGCAGCACCAGCUCCUCCCAGGAGCAGGAGCCGGAGGGCGGCGGGGAGAAAGUGCAGGAGCAGAGCCGGACCCACCGGCAGCCCUCCCAGUUCGCCACCGUCAAGGAAGAAACGGAAAGUUCCUCGCCUCCCGGAGUUUUCGAGAAGGAAUACGAGAUCUAUCGGGAUUACGGCUCCGACGGGCAGCGGCUGCAAUACAGGGCAUCGUCACUCCGGUGGAACACGGGGACCAAGGAGCGGAUGCUCAUCAAGGUGACGGACCGUGAGCCCAGCUUCCUCAUGCACCAGGGCAACGGCUACACUCCCGACAACCAGCAGGGCACGCGGUCUCGCCGGCCCUCGGGCGGCCAGCCGUCCCCCAACCUCCAGACUUUUGCCCCCGACUCAGACAACUCUGUCUUCUUCCCAGAGAGGAAGCAGUCGCCCUUCCUGAAGCGGGCCGAGCACGUUGGCAGCUGCUCCCCGCUGCUGGGGCGCGGCGACUCCUUCUGCUCCCCGCUGCAGGCCCAGCACCGCAAGCACUCCAGCGAGUCGCAGCCGUCGUCUCCCCGCUAUGCCUACGAGCCGCCCCUGUACGAGGAGCCGCCCAUGGAGUACCAGGCUCCUAUCUAUGAUGAGCCGCCCGUGGACAUGCAGUUCGAGGCCAGCGGAAGCUACAAGGCUGGCUCGCCGCAGAAGUCCCCGAUCCGCAAGCCGCACCCUUUCCUGCAGUCGCCCAAGCAGGGCUCCAAUUCCCCCUACCAGCAGCUUGUCCUGACCAAGCAGAAGGGGCCCGACCGCUUCAUGAGCUUGGAGUACAGCCCCGCCGGGAAGGAGUACGUCCGUCAGCUGGUCUACGUUGAGCAGUCGGGCUCCAGCCCCAAGAUGAAGACCGGCUUGCGGCACAAAUACUCACCGAACCCCAUCGGCGGCUCCUACUCACUCCAACACAGCCCUUGCCUGGUGAGGGACCAGCGGCUGGAGGUCAAGUCCGGGGACUACAGCAGCAUGGAAGGGGCGGACUUCCGGCACAGCCCGCCCGUCUCGCAGGGGGAUGACUCCAUGUCGUGGUCCAGCCAACACAACACCAUGUCCUCCACCGGCUACUCGCCCGGCACGCGCAAGAGAAAAAGCCGGAAGCCGUCGCUCUCGUACGACCCCAACGCCUCCUCCACCGACGGCUCGGGCGAGCGGGAGGAGGGGCUGGCGGAGGAGAGGGCGCCCUCGGGCUGCAGCCGGCCCCAGAUGAACCGCAUGGAGAGCCGGUCGGUGGAGGCCGAGUCGACCCGGGGCUUCCCUGAGCCCUUCCUGGCCCAGGCCCGGCUGGCGUGGGAAGCCCAGCAAGCCCACUACCACAUGCGGCAGAGGAGCAGUUGGGACUCGCAGAAGGACGGCUCGGGCUACGAGAGCGAUGGAGCGGUGCCCCUCCCCAUGCCGGGGCCCGUGGUGCGGGCCUUCAGCGAGGAUGAGGCACUGGCCCAGCAGGAGAACAAGCACUGGAAGCGCAACACCUUCGAGAAGCUCGGCUUCCCCCAGAUCCUGCUGGAGAAGAGCGUGUCGGUACAGACCAACCUGGCGUCGCCCGAGCCGUACCUGCAUCCGUCCCAGUCGGAGGACCUGGGCGCCUGCGCGCAGUUUGAGAGCAGCCGCCAGAACCGGAACAUGAUGCCUAGCACCAGCUGUGUCUUCCCCACCUUCAACCUGCGAAAGCCUUCCUCGGAGACGGACAUCGAGAACUGGGCCUCCAAGCACUUCAACAAGCACACGCAGGGCCUCUUCCGCCGCAAGGUCUCCAUCGCCAACAUGCUGGCCUGGAGCAGCGAGUCCAUCAAGAAGCCCAUGAUCAUGACCACCGACCGCAACGUCAAGAAGGAAGCGUGCGAGAUCUUCAAGCUCAUCCAGAUGUACAUGGGCGACCGGAGGGCCAAAGCGGACCAGCUCAACGUGGCCCUGGAGAUCGCCACCAAGGGCUGGAGCAUGCAGGGCCUCCGGGACGAACUCUACAUCCAGCUCUGCCGGCAGACCACCGAGAACUUCCGCUACGAGAGCCUGGCGCGGGGCUGGGAGCUCAUGUCCAUCUGCCUGGGUUUCUUCCCCCCCACGCCCAAGUUCCACUCCUACCUGGAAGGGUACAUCUACAGGCACAUGGAUCCGGUGAACGACACGAAAGUGACUCAGCACAUUAAAGAACUCCUGGAAAGGAACAAUAAGAAGUCGUCCAAAUUGAGAAAGAAACCCAAGCCCUAUAUGGAGGAACGCCAUGGGGUGGCAAUAAGCACUUACGCCAAGUACUGUUACAGCAAGCUCCAGAAAGCAGCGUUGACCGGCGCCAAAAAGGGCCUGAAGAAGCCAAACAUCGAAGAGAUCCGGCACGCCAAGAACGCCGUCUUCAGCCCUUCCAUGUUCGGCAGCUCCCUGCAAGAGAUCAUGAACAUGCAGAAGGAGAGGUACCCCGACCGCCAGCUCCCAUGGGUGCAGACGAGGCUGUCGGAGGAGGUGCUGGCCUUAAACGGAGACCAGACCGAGGGCAUCUUCAGAGUCCCCGGAGACAUCGAUGAGGUCAACGCCCUCAAGCUGCAGGUCGACCAGUGGAAAAUCCCCACCGGCUUGGAAGAUCCUCACGUCCCCGCCUCCUUGCUGAAACUCUGGUAUCGAGAGCUGGAGGAGCCCCUCAUCCCCCACGACUUCUACGAACAGUGCAUCACCCACUACGAGGACCCCGAAGCCGCGAUUGCUGUUGUCCACUCCAUGCCCAGGAUCAACAAGAUGGUGCUCUGCUACCUCAUCCGCUUCCUCCAGGUGUUUGUGCAGCCGGCCAACGUGGCGGUCACCAAAAUGGACGUCAACAACUUGGCCAUGGUGAUGGCCCCCAACUGCCUACGCUGCCAGUCGGAUGACCCGCGCAUCAUUUUCGAGAACACCCGCAAGGAAAUGUCCUUUAUGCGGGUGCUGAUCCAGCACUUGGACACGAGCUUCAUGGAAGGGGUCCUAUAGCGCUGGUGCCCGCGGAGCCCAAACAGAACUGGGCGUAUCGCCGACCCGUCAAAAGCCCUACCACCACCACCACCCCAAACCUCCACCCCAAAGCCAGCCGGUCCGCCGGAACUGUUCUUGACGCAGCAAAGGAAACGUCCUCGGUCGGCACCCGGGCAGAGAGAGAGGGAGGGAGGUCGCUCCGGGUUUUGCCCACACGGCCUGCCUCUCCGGCUGAGCCGCUGAUGUGCACGGCAUUCCCCUGCUGCUUCUGCUGUGGACAAAAAGACCCACACUGCCCCACAGCAGCCCCCUGCCUGGAGACGGAGCAGCCCAGUCGUCGGGAGGAACAGCAGGAUAGUUCUGAUCCGGAGAGUCUGCAUUAAUGGGCAUCCUGGCAAGAUUCAGGUGAACUGUGGGGUUGAGCGGGGAGAGGCAGGGGACUGCCUUCCUCCUCCCCAACCUGCACUUUUCGGGGGGAGGAAGGGGUCAGGACAGGAGU